Molecule: messenger RNA, 894 nt
Organism: Cynocephalus volans (Philippine flying lemur)
Lineage: Eukaryota; Metazoa; Chordata; Mammalia; Dermoptera; Cynocephalidae
Gene: PSMB11
Product: proteasome subunit beta 11
Exons: 1
Coding region: 1-894 (297 amino acids)
Cellular component (GO): proteasome core complex
Molecular function (GO): threonine-type endopeptidase activity
Source: RefSeq, a predicted model, not a curated record
AUGGCUCUGCAGGAUGUGUGCAAGUGGCAGGCUCCAGACACCCAAGAACCAGAACCUCACCUGCCUCAGGCUGGCAGCUGGGCUGUGCCCCGGGGCUGUGACCCUCAGACCUUCCUGCAGAUCAAUGGCCCCAGGCUGGCCCAUGGCACCACCACCUUGGCCUUCCGCUUCCGUCAUGGAGUCAUUGCUGCGGCUGACACACGUUCCUCCUGUGGCAGCUACGUGGCCUGUCCAGCCUCGCGCAAGGUCAUCCCUGUGCACCAGCACCUCCUGGGGACCACCUCUGGCACCUCUGCUGACUGUGUCACAUGGUACCGGGUGCUACAGCGGGAGCUACGGCUUCGGGCACUGAGAGAGGGUCAGCUGCCCAGUGUGGCCAGUGCUGCCAAGCUCUUGUCAGCCAUGAUGUCCCGCUACCGGGGGCUGGAUCUGUGUGUGGCCACUGCCCUGUGUGGCUGGGACCGCUCUGGCCCUGCUCUCUUCUAUGUCUACAGCGAUGGCACCCGCCUGCAGGGAGACAUCUUCUCGGUGGGCUCUGGAUCUCCCUAUGCCUAUGGUGUGCUAGACCGUGGCUACCGCUACGACAUGACCACCCAGGAAGCCUAUGCCUUGGCUCGCUGUGCCGUGGCCCAUGCCACCCACCGUGAUGCCUACUCAGGGGGUUCUGUGGACCUUUUCCACGUGAGGGAGAGUGGAUGGGAGUAUGUGUCACGCAAUGAUGCCUGUGUGCUGUACACAGAGCUACAGAAGCUCCCAGAACCAGAGCUGGAGGAGGAGGCAAGCCAGGCCCAUCCUGAGGCUGCCACUCCCCACAGAGCUGGGGAAGGUGGAGAACUCUCUGCAGAGGCCAGGGGAGGUGAGACCAGGAGACUCCAGGAUGUCAACAGAGACUGA